This is a messenger RNA of Drosophila navojoa, 357 nucleotides long. RefSeq lists its product as uncharacterized. The record is from RefSeq and is a predicted model, not a curated record. NCBI's taxonomy places the organism in Eukaryota, Metazoa, Arthropoda, Insecta, Diptera, Drosophilidae.
AUGCAGAUUGUCAAGUGCAUUCUCUGGCUGAGCUGUCUCCUGCUCUUGGGCUCCAAUACCAACGGACUUACAAUCGAUGGAAUCCUAGAUUGCGUGCAGACUGGGGCUAACUCGGUCCAUUUUCUCGCUAGUCUGGCCGUACCUGAACUGAAGUACACUGCGGCGUGUUUGAACUUUGUUCCAGACGACGCAACCAACUUAGACUUACAAAAAUUUGUUGACCUUAUUUACAAGUUUUUUCAACGAUUAUUUCAGAAGGAGAAGUGCCUGUCGACCUUGAUAAAAAACAUUAAUGCAGAAGUGCAGCCAGUUUUGCAGAAAUUGAUCGACAAAAAUUGUUUUCCAAGAAAAAGUUAA